GCCUGAUUUUGCGGUGGAAAAAAAGUAUAUGCUCAUUUCAGCAAACAACUUGCUUAGAGUAGCCAACGCAACGUUCAGAUAUCGAAAUUAAAAGUGGUGAUAAUGUUUCUGACGACUUGUAAUCGCACAAUCUAAUAUUACUUGUGGCAUGGCUGUGUGAUUCAGUGAACAUAAUCGAACGGCGAUUUUCAGAAAUACUCGUUGGUCGUCCUUGGGAUUCCAUUUUUCAGAUACAGCUGAGACGAUAACAAAAUGGACGAGAUGAAAGACCCUGGUAUUGAUAGGAAAAGAAAACAUCCUAUGAACAAAGGAAAUAUACUAUUCCAGAUGUUUUACUGGAUGUGUCAGCCCAUACUGAUGUUCAAAUUACUCACUUUUUUCCAAAACGACGACCUACAAAAAAAUAAAUGGGAGGUAUUUGGGUAUGGAGUCGUUAUAGUAUCAACAUCUUUGAUAAGAACCAUAUGUUUACAUAACUACCAACUAUUGGUCAUGACUUUAGGCAUGAAGGUCCGAGUAGCAGUAUGUUCACUAAUCUACAGAAAAUCUCUGAAGUUGAGUAAAACAGCUCUGGCCGAAACAACCAUUGGUCAGAUGGUGAAUUUGCUGUCCAACGACGUGGGAAGAUUUGAUUUUGCAGCUCAGAAUAUACACUAUUUAUGGAUUGGUCCGGUGGAAACUGUAAUAAUGAUGUACCUGCUGUAUAUUUACGUUGGAAUCAGUGGGAUUGUUGGAAUAUUUUUUAUUGUGGCGUUUCUUCCGCUGCAAAUCUUUAUGGCCAAACUGGUGUCCAAAUAUAGAUUGAAAACUGCCAUCCGCACAGAUGAGAGAGUACGACUAAUGAAUGAAAUCAUUUCCGGCAUCCAAGUCAUCAAAAUGUACACCUGGGAAAAGCCGUUCAGCAAAUUGGUGGAACUUGUUCGAAAGAAGGAAAUCGAUCAGAUCAAAGCAACAUCCACAAUUAAAGCCCUAACAAAAUCUUGUACUAACGUCCUGAGUAGAAUUGCCGUAUAUCUCUGUAUCUUAACGCAUAUCUCAACUGGGAAUCCUCUCACUGCUACAUACAUAUAUACACUUGUUUCAUUCUAUGGAGUGCUUAAACUUUCCGUUACCGGGUUCGUACCUCAGGCGAUGACACAGUUUGCUGAAACGCGAGUUUCAGUAAAGAGAAUCAAGAAGUUUUUAUUAUACGACGAACUCCCAGAGAAAUCAAUAACCACCAACGCCUCAGUUAAUGGACUCAGUACAAAGCAUGGGAACGAAUCUAGAUAUGGUGGUAUUCGAAUAAGCAUGAACAAUGUUACAGUGAGAUGGUCGGACUCAUUUCCUGAAGAUACUUUACACUCAGUUGAUUUUGAUGCUACCUCCAACCAGUUGGUGGCUGUUGUAGGCCCAGUAGGUGGUGGAAAAACAUCUCUACUCAACGUGAUAUUGAAAGAACUACCUCCACGUUCAGGUACUUUGGAAAAUGAGGGAACCAUUUCUUAUGCUUCGCAAGAACCUUGGAUUUUUGUAGGUAGUAUAAGGCAGAAUAUCUUGUUUGGACAAGCUUACGAACCUAAGAAGUACGGAGAAGUUAUAAGAGUGUGCGCUCUUGAGAGCGACCUCGUUAAAUUUCCUCACGGAGACAGAACCCUUGUAGGGGAGAGGGGUGUCACCCUCAGCGGGGGUCAAAGAGCUAGAAUCAACUUAGCCAGAGCGGUAUACAAAGAAGCAGACAUUUAUCUCUUGGAUGAUCCUUUAUCAGCUGUAGACACUCAUGUUGGCAAACAGCUUUUCGAAGAAUGCAUCUGUGGAUACCUUAAAAAUAAAUGUGUCGUUUUGGUAACACACCAAAUCCAAUACCUCAGGAGUGCCCAUUGUAUAUACUUACUUGAAGACGGUAGAGUCCACUUCAAAGGUACUUACGAAGAGUUGAAAACUUCUGAGACACAUUUUAUGAAGCUUCUGGCCGAAUCCAAAAAAGAAGUGGAAGAAAAUGAGGAAGUUCUUGCAGUAGAGAGUAUUCACCGAGAAGGCAAUAUAUCAGAUGAAACGUCGCCUAUGAUUCCUCAGAAGGAAAAGGUAGCUUCUGGAAAUAUUACUUGGCACGUAUACAAGAGUUACUUGAGGGCUGGGGGAAGUUGGUUCAAAAUAGUUAUGCUGCUUUUAGCGUUUAUAAUGAGUCAAGGACUCGGCAGUAUGAUUGACUGCUUUUUAACCAUAUGGGUCAAUUCGGAGCAAUCAAGACACCAGCAGAGCAAUAUAACAUCAUUGUCAACAGCAUCUGUUAUGAAAAAUGUAUCCGAGAAUAUUGUAACAUCUCCUUACCGAUCUGAAAAUUGGUGGAAUUCUAAUCUUACAACGGAAAUCUCCCUCAUUAUUUACAGCUGUUUACUCAUGUUGAGUGUAAUCAUAAACCUAGUGAGUGAAAUUGCAUUCUUCAGAUGUUGUAUGAAGGCUUCAGUCAGGUUACAUAAUUCAAUGUUUAGCAAGAUCAUACACUCAUCUAUGGGAUUUUUUAAUACAAAUCCGUCUGGGAGGAUUCUGAAUAGAUUUUCGAAAGAUAUUGGAGUGGUAGAUGAAAUUUUACCCUUAACUAUCAUUGAUACUAUUGAGUUUGGAAUGUUGGUAGUGGCCGUAAGUUUUAUCAUUGGCAUACUCAAUCCCUGGAUACUGCUCCCAACUACAGUUAUUCUCAUUAUAUGUAAUUUUCUGAGGAAAGCAUUUCUUGUUUCGAGUAGAAACAUCAAACGUAUCGAGGGUAUAACACGCAGUCCAGUAUAUACACAUCUAGCUGCUUCUCUUCAAGGUUUAUCGACUAUUAGAGCAUUUGAAGUCCAGGAAAUCUUAUCCAAGGAAUUUGAUAACUUGCAAGAUUCGUACACCUCAGCAUAUUUCAUGUUUUUGAGCGCAAACAGAGGAUUUGGAUUCUGGCUCGACAUUCACUGUGUCACCUACAUUUUUUUAGUGACAAUCAGUGUAUUUUUCAUUCAAAAUGAAUCAUUCGGUGGUAAUGUUGGACUUUCCCUUAGUCAAGCGAUGUCACUAGCAGGAAUAUUCCAGUGGGUGCUAAGACAAUGGAGCGAAACUGAGAACAAUAUGACUUCCAUAGAGCGGAUUCAAGAGUAUAUAGAUAUUGAACCAGAACGGGACUCUAAUUCAUUCAUCCCUCCAGAAUCUUGGCCAAAUUCCGGAGGCAUUGAACUCGUGAAUUUAUCCUUAAGAUAUUCUGCGGACGGCCCGUUCAUUCUUAAAAAUCUCGUUCUCGAAAUAAAACCAAAAGAGAAGAUUGGGAUAGUUGGACGGACAGGAGCCGGAAAAUCUUCUCUCAUUCAGGCUCUUUUUCGCCUGACAGACAUCGAUGGAAGCAUUUUGAUUGAUGAUGUGGAUACAAAAAACGUUCCCUUGAAAAUACUCAGAUCGAAAAUAUCAAUUAUUCCCCAAGAACCUGUUUUGUUUUCUGGUAGUCUCAGGAAGAAUUUGGACCCUUUUGAUGACUACAACGAUGAGAUACUGUGGAAUGCUCUCGAUCAGGUCGAACUCAAAACCAUCGUGUCUGAACUGCCAGAAGGUCUGAAUAGUGAAAUGGCCGAAGGCGGAUCCAACUUCAGUGUGGGACAAAGACAACUAGUUUGCCUUGCUCGUGCCAUAGUUCGCAACAACAAAAUUCUAGUUCUAGACGAAGCCACAGCAAAUAUAGAUCCGCAGACAGACUCACUGAUCCAGAGUACCAUAAGACAGAAAUUCGACAACUGUACAGUAUUGACCAUUGCUCAUAGAUUGCACACCAUCAUGGAUUCAGAUAGGGUCUUGGUCAUGGACGCUGGAGAAGUGAAGGAGUUUGGUCACCCACACUUGCUACUUCAGAAUGACAAUGGGGUCUUUCAGGGGCUGGUGAAAGAAACUGGAUCAGCCAUGGCCGCGAAUUUACGAGAAAUUGCAAAGCAAACUUCACAGAAUAUCUCAGGUACUUAAUUUUAUUCAUUGAUGUGAUUUAAUAAAUAUAUCUAUCAUU
This is a messenger RNA of Leptinotarsa decemlineata (Colorado potato beetle), 3997 nucleotides long. Its product is annotated as ATP-binding cassette sub-family C member 4. The record is from RefSeq and is a predicted model, not a curated record. Gene Ontology annotation, biological process: transmembrane transport. Gene Ontology annotation, molecular function: ABC-type transporter activity; ATP binding; ATP hydrolysis activity. Gene Ontology annotation, cellular component: membrane. NCBI's taxonomy places the organism in Eukaryota, Metazoa, Arthropoda, Insecta, Coleoptera, Chrysomelidae.